AUGGUGCGUCGACGCGCGAGGACGCGCGAGGCCGCUAAGGAGGAGGCAGCGCCGGCAGAGCAACCAGAGACACUCGAGCCCGAGAUCGAGCAGCAAGAGGAACCUGGGAACAAUGAUGAUGAGCAGCACCGGAAUAACGGCGAUGGUGAUGAUGACGACGACGAUGACAACCUCGGCGACCUUCCCAUUCUUCAGUUCGACGAGGAGCUGUCGUGGCGCCCCGCCAAGCCCAUUGCUAGUGCCACCCUGGUUGCCCGCCUCGAACGUCUGUCUAAGGAGCUCGCCGAAUUCGAUCAGGGAAGUGUCGACCUCGGCUCGAUAAAAGAUGUUGCUGAGAAGCUGGCCCAUCGCAACCUCAUGCAGCACAGGGACAAGGGCGUCAAGGCCUACACAGCCUGCUGUCUCGUCGAUAUCCUGCGUCUGUUCGUUCCCGACGCGCCCUUCACCGAUGAUCAGCUUAAGAUCAUGUUCGGUCUAUUUGUCAAGGACAUUCUUCCCGCCCUCCACGACCCGACGAAUCCUUACAACACCCAGAACAAGUACGUCCUCGUGUCUCUGACCGAGGUGAAGAGUAUACUGCUCCUCUUCGAUAUCAACGGCUCCGAUGAUCUUCUUCUCCGCCUCUUCAACAACACCUUUGACGGUGUUUCCAACAGCUCCAAGUCCAAGACGGGCGAGGAGGUUGCCAAGGACAUCGAGUUCCACCUGACAGAGAUGCUCGUUCAGCUCGUCGACGAGGCGCCGGGAAGUAUCCCCGCCGGCGUCAUCGACGCCAUCAUCAGCCAGUUUCUCAGGGCUGCCCCUCCGGGAGGCGCCCGAUCCAGGGACACCACCCAGUCUACCCUUCUCCACAAGACCGAGCCCCCGGCCUACAUCAUGGCCAGGCGCAUCUGCACCGCCUGCACUGACAAGAUGGCCCGCUAUGUGAGCCAGUACUUUGGCGACGUCAUUCUCAAUGCGUCGGGUUUUGCGACCAAGGCCAUCGGACGUCGUCAGGAUGAAGAUGAGGAUGAGGAGGAUGCCAACGCCGGUCCGUCCGAGGCUGACCUGAAGAGUUUGCGCCAGGCCCAUCUCCUCAUCCGGGAGCUGUGGCGUGCUGCACCAACGGUGCUGGAGAAUGUCGUACCCCAGAUCGACGCCGAGCUGUCGGCCGACAACGUCUACCUGCGACAGAUUGCGACUGAGACCAUCGGCGACAUGAUUGCCGGCAUCGGCGCUGCCGGCCCGCCCCCUCCGCCCAGUCUGGACCCGACGCUUUACCCACCUCUGCGCCUCCUCGACGACCCCACGGGCGCCUCCUCGGCAAACAGCCUGACGACCCCAUAUUCUCCCCAGUCCUUCCCCCAGACUCAUACGCCUGUCUACCGCAACUUUGUCGGCAGGAAGAAUGACAAGAGCAGCGCUAUCCGUGCCGCCUGGGCCACAGCCUGCGGCCACAUCCUAGCUACAUCCGCCGGCGGUAUCGGUCUGAGCCGCGUCGAGGAGAACGAGCUCAUCAAGGCGUUGGCCGAGAAGCUAUGCGACAGUGAAGAAAAGGUCCGUCUCUCGGCUGUCAAGGCCAUUGAGCUGUUUGACUUCCGCGACAUCAUCUUGAAGCUCGGUGCCACCGGCGGCGUCGAUAAGCAGGGCACCAUCUUUGGCAACCUCGGAGAUCGUAGCCGUGACAAGCGCGCCUCGGUGCGCGUCGAGGCCAUGGUUCUUCUCGCCAAGCUCUGGGCUGUCGGGUCUGGAGAACUCGCCGACGGUCAGGAGGCCGCGGCCGUCACAGCAUGUCUGUACGGUAUACCCUCCAAGAUCAUCAAUGCCUUCUACGCCAACGAUGCCGACCUCAACGUCCUGCUCGACAGGGUCAUGUUCGAGUGCCUGAUCCCGCUCAAGUACCCGAUGCCCAAAGGCCGGGACAGCAAAUCCAAGUCGUCGGAGAAGAAGGGAGGUCUUACCCAGGCAGAGCAGGAUACCAUCCGGUCCGAGAGGAUCCUGCUCAUGGUCAAGUCUCUUGACACGCCGGCGCAAAAAGCCUUCUUCGCCAUGCAGGCGCGUCAACCGCAGUUUGCCAUGGCGCUCGGCGUCUUCAUCAGCCAGUGCGAGGCUUUCAACGGGGGAGCCUCGACCGCGGCGUCGCAGAAGGCCAAGGCCAAGAUGGACCAGACGUUGCAGUGGUUCGGCCCAUACUUUCCUGACCCGCUCAAGGUCAAGGCCGAUCUCCAGAAGCUGGCCAAGGUCAACGACCGCCGAGCGUACCAGCUCAUCAAGUAUGCCAUCGAGUCGGAGAGUGACUUCCAAAAAGUGCGGCGGUCAAUUCACGAACUCAUCCCCAGGAUCCAGUCCGGCAACGCCGCGAGUUCCCUGGACACGGUGAUCCCGCUGCUGUACCGCUCGUGUCCUCUCGUGUACAAUAGGAGCCACCUGGCGACCAUCAUGGACUACUCCAAGAGCGACAAGGACGGCUUCGCCAGCGUGGCGCACGCCAUCCUCAACGACAUCUCAACGCGCAACCCGGACCUGUUCAAGACGCACUCGGAGGAGCUGCGCAAGACAAUCAUCGAUCAGGCCCCCACAGUCAGCAAGGCCAACGACGUGGGCGUUGUCGACAUUCUCAAGGCCUACUCGUCGUACGCCAAGAAGUACCCGGACGAGGUGCAGUCGGACAAGACGUUUAGCCAGACGCUGGCCAACUACGCACUCUAUGGUCAGCCUCAUAAGGCAGCUAAGUAUGCUGUCAACAUCCUGCUCACCGGCAACGACAGUAAAAGCAAAGUCACGGCCACCAACCUGCUGCAAAAGGCGUCCAAGGACCUCAAGUACGACACCAAGCACCUGCUCAACAAGCUGGCCACCAUCAGCCAGCUGGAGCGAUUAGCGCCGACGGUCACGGCCGACUCGGACGACGUCAUCAGCAGCCUGACGAUUGACGAGAUCCUGCGCUCAGUGCGGACCGACGCAUCCGACUCGGACCCCUCGUGGGUCAACGACACCGAUAUGGACGAGGAGCUGCAGGCCAAAUGCCUAUCCAUCAAGGUCCUCGUGAACCGCGCUCUGUCCAACACCGAAGAGCCCAGCGCUGCCGAGGAACGGGCGAAACCACUGUUCAAGCUACUCAUGACGCUCAUAACUAAGGAGGGUGAGCUGAGCAAGGACAAGGACAGGACCACGCCGCUGCACCACAGGAAGCGCCUGCGGCUGCUGGCGGGGCAGUCGAUCCUCAAGCUGUGCACGGUAAAGGAGUACGAUGACCAGUUCGACCCGCGCAGCUUCAACCAGCUAGCCGAGCUGGUGCAGGACAGCGAGUUCCAGGUGCGUCGGCGCUUCAUGGACAAGCUGCAGAACCACCUGACGCGAGGCCGGUUGCGGCCGAGGUUCUACGUGAUCCUCUUCCUAGCGGCCUUUGAGCCCGUGGCCGACGUCAAGGUGCGCACAGAGACGUGGCUCCGCUCACGCACGCGCUACUACGCCGAGAACUCCAAGUCAAUCAUGGAGGCCAUGAUCGGCCGGCUGAUCCCGCUGCUGGCCCAUCACCCGGACUACAGCUCACAGCCGGAAGACCUUGAGGACUUUGCCAAGUACAUCCUCUUCUACCUGUCGACCGUCGCCAGCGAGGCCAACAUUGCGCACAUAUACAAGUACGCCGAGAGGGUCAAGCAGACGCGCGACGCGCUCAGCCCCGAGGCCAGCGAGAACCUCUACGUCCUCAGCGACCUGACCCAGGCCGUCAUACGCAAGUACCAGGAGCGUAAGGGGUGGAGCUUCCAGGCAUGGCCGGACAAGGUCGGCCUGCCCACCGGUCUAUAUACGGCCCUGCCAUCCAGUGAGGUCGCUCAGCAGAUUGCAAAGAAGCAGUAUAUUUCCGACGAGUUGGAUGAAAAGCUCGAUGAUGUGAUACGUGCACAAGAGCGCAAAAAGAAGCGCAAGUCCGUCCACGACCUCUCAGAGCAAACAGCGAAGAAGCCCAAAGGCCAAUUCAAGACAGUCAUCCGUGAAAAGGCAACACCCAAGCCUAAGGCAGCCAAGAAGAAGAAGGCCACGUCGUCGCGUCCCAAGAAGGCCUCGCCGCCCCCCGUACCGCUCUCCGAGCGCAGACGCAGCGGUCGUGCGACGGUAUCGUCCAGCUACAGGGAACGUGAUGACGACGAGGACGAGGAAGAGAUGCUAGACGGCGUGGCAUCGUGGGACUAUGGCGAUGACGACGACGACGACGAUGAGGAAGACGGCAGCAGCAACGAUGAAGAGGAAGAGAAUGAAGAGGAUCUUCCCAUGUCUGAUAAUGCUGAGGAGGAGACCAACGGCGAUGGCAACGAGGAAGAAGAGGAAGAGCAGCAAUCAAAGAGCAAGAGUAAUACGGGUCGAGGAGCGAGAAGUGCGGCGGCUGGAAAGAAGACCAGUACUGCAUCGAGGUCAAGUCGUACCAGGGGGAGGAGAGUAGGUGGCAAGCCUGAUUCGGACAUGGAUAACGAUAAUGACGAAUAA
Geosmithia morbida is the source of this 4464-nucleotide messenger RNA. Its product is annotated as sister chromatid cohesion protein PDS5. The transcript has 3 exons. The coding region runs from base 1 to 4464 and encodes 1487 amino acids. NCBI's taxonomy places the organism in Eukaryota, Fungi, Ascomycota, Sordariomycetes, Hypocreales, Bionectriaceae. Gene Ontology annotation, biological process: DNA repair; mitotic sister chromatid cohesion. The record is from RefSeq and is a predicted model, not a curated record. Gene Ontology annotation, cellular component: nucleus; chromatin.